Molecule: messenger RNA, 498 nt
Organism: Aspergillus tanneri
Lineage: Eukaryota; Fungi; Ascomycota; Eurotiomycetes; Eurotiales; Aspergillaceae
Exons: 2
Coding region: 1-498 (165 amino acids)
Source: RefSeq, a predicted model, not a curated record
AUGAGUACUCUGAUACCAGUGGGCCUCCUCAAGGAUAAUAAUUCAGCGACUACAUGGACGGUAGGUGCACGUUCCCUUGAAUCGUCUCUAUUAACACGCAUCCUGCGCAGCAAUUCGAACUCUUCAGUCGGAGUCAACCGUGCGGUUAACAUAGAAAGCUGGACGCGCCUUAUCAUCGCCGGGCUAGUCUCUAUCGCAGGAAUCGUCGUUCCCCUACGCAUUGACUCUAGUGCCCUAUGCAUAUACCCCGAUCCAUCCCCGAUGGGAUUUGGGACGCCCCCACGGAGUAACCUCAGCUAUAACCAACUCUGUAUCCAACAGUCUUGUCUCGGCUCGAACACCGUCAUGCACGUCUGGCCGAAUGGCACCGUAACUUUGCCGUAUGGGAAGAAUGCCACAAUACCACAGAAUCGAACGCGCACCUUUCAAAGCGGCCUGCAAACGAUGGCCCUGACAGUGCCAAGCAUCUGCGAUAUCCAUGGCGGAAUUACGAGUUAG